Messenger RNA from Lottia gigantea (owl limpet), 357 nucleotides. RefSeq lists its product as hypothetical. Gene Ontology annotation, molecular function: peptidyl-tRNA hydrolase activity. Bases 1 to 357 code for a protein of 118 amino acids. The transcript is spliced from 2 exons. Lineage: Eukaryota; Metazoa; Mollusca; Gastropoda; Lottiidae. The record is from RefSeq and is a predicted model, not a curated record.
AUGUCAAAUAUUGUGCAAUAUGUUGUUGUGAGAAGUGACCUUGUGAGCUCUCUAAAAUGGCCGACGGGGGCGUUAAUCGCCCAGGCUUGCCACGCUUGCACUGCCGUAAUGCACCAAUUUUACAACGACAGCAGUACACAGACAUAUCUUGCAGAUUUAGACAGAAUGCACAAAGUAGUCUUAGCGGCCAAAGAUGAAGAAAGUCUUAGGAAACUUUCGGAAACGCUGACCGAGAAUAAAAUAGACCACAAACUAUGGAUCGAACAGCCGGAAAAUAUCCCCACUUGUAUCGCAGCCAAACCCGACCAGAAAGACAAGAUUCAGCAGUUUUUUAAAGGCUUUAAGUUAUUCAAAUGA